This is a messenger RNA of Pogona vitticeps (central bearded dragon), 6839 nucleotides long. It is a transcript of the gene ACE, whose product is annotated as angiotensin I converting enzyme. Gene Ontology annotation, cellular component: plasma membrane. Gene Ontology annotation, biological process: regulation of systemic arterial blood pressure by renin-angiotensin; positive regulation of systemic arterial blood pressure; proteolysis. Gene Ontology annotation, molecular function: metallopeptidase activity; peptidyl-dipeptidase activity. The record is from RefSeq and is a predicted model, not a curated record. Lineage: Eukaryota; Metazoa; Chordata; Lepidosauria; Squamata; Agamidae.
GCAGGCAGGCGGGCGGGCGGGCGGGCAGGCAAGGCGCGCCGUGCCAAGUCAGGCAGGCUGCCCUCUUAUCUCUUCCCAGAAGGGAAGAGGUAGGAGUCCGGGGGCAGGGUCUGAGGAGGGAGAGCGAGCGAGCGAGCGCGGGCUUUUAUAAGCUGGCGCUCCCAGGCUCCGUUCUCGCCACCGCCGCUCCUGGUGAGGAUGAUGCCUCCGGCUCCGGGCGUCCUGCUGCUGCUGCUGCUCUGCCUCCGAGCGACGCUCGCCCUGGAUGACCCCCUCAACCCCCCCAAUCAUCCCGCCACGGAGGAAGGAGCCCUCCUUUUCGCUCAGGACUACAACAGCACCGCCGAAACGGUCUUCUUCGAGAGCGUCUCUGCCAGCUGGAAUUACAACACCAACCUGACCGAUUUUAACUCCCAGCUGCAGGUAGCAGCCUCUUUGAAGGAGCAAGAAUUCAUAGAAGCUUGGGGAAAGAAAGCAAAAGAAAGCUAUGGACACAUCUGGCAGAAUUUCAGUGAUCCUCAACUAAAGCAUAUCAUCAGUUCAAUCCAAACCUUAGGACCGUCCAAUUUACCUGUGGUUAAACGGGAAAGGUAUAACACUAUCCUGAGUGAGAUGGACAAUAUUUACUCUACUGCCAAGGUGUGUCCACCAAAUCAGAACUCAAACUGUUGGGCUCUUGAACCAGAGAUAACUGACAUCAUGGCCAAUUCUCGUAGUUACAGAAAACUGCUCUAUGCCUGGGAAGGAUGGCACAACUCAGCUGGCAAUCCUCUAAGAUCCAAGUAUGAGGAAUUUGUUUCACUAAGCAAUGAAGCUUAUGAAAAGGAUGGCUUCAAGGAUACUGGUGCUUACUGGCGUUCCUGGUAUGACUCACCAACUUUUGAGGAUGAUCUGGAAGAACUCUAUCAUGAGCUGGAACCACUCUACCUGAAUCUCCAUGCUUUUGUCAGAAGAAAACUGUAUGAGUUGUAUGGCUCUACAUAUAUCAACUUGAAAGGCCCCAUUCCAGCUCACUUACUAGGUAACAUGUGGGCCCAGCAGUGGAACAACAUUUAUGAUAUGAUGGUCCCUUUCCCGAAUAAGCCCAGUCUGGAUGUCACCAAAGCCAUGAGGGAGCAAAACUGGACCGUAACACACAUGUUCCUGGUGUCGGAGGAGUUCUUCACCUCGCUUGGCAUGUUUGGAAUGCCACCUGAAUUCUGGGAGAAAUCCAUGCUGGAGAAGCCAACAGAUGGGCGGGAGGUGGUGUGCCAUGCAUCGGCAUGGGACUUCUUCAAUCGCAAAGACUUCAGGAUAAAGCAGUGCACAACUAUCACCAUGGAACAGCUAUUCACAGUGCAUCAUGAGAUGGGGCAUGUUGAAUACUACCUCCAGUAUAAGGACCAACCUGUCACCUUCCGCAGUGGGGCCAACCCUGGCUUUCAUGAAGCCAUUGGGGAUGUCAUGAGCUUGUCUGUCUCCACCCCGGUCCACCUCCAGAAGAUUGGGCUGCUCAGCAAAAUUACUGAGGAUGUAGAGAGUGAUAUCAAUUAUCUGCUUAAAAUGGCCCUGGAAAAGAUUGCAUUUCUGCCCUUUGGCUAUUUGAUAGACCAGUGGCGAUGGAAUGUCUUCAGUGGGCGCACCCCUCCCAGCCGCUACAAUUAUGACUGGUGGUACCUGAGGACAAAAUACCAGGGGAUUUGCCCUCCUAUUUCAAGAAAUGAAACAAACUUUGACCCUGGUGCUAAAUAUCACAUCCCAGGCAACACACCCUACAUCAGGUACUUUGUCAGUUUCAUCCUGCAAUUUCAGUUCCACAAGGCUCUUUGUGAAGCUGCCAACCACACUGGGCCUCUUCAUACCUGUGACAUUUAUCAAUCAAAAGAAGCUGGAAAGAAGCUCAGUGAGGCAUUGGAAACUGGAUCUUCUAAGCCAUGGCAAGAUGUUCUCCAACAACUCACUGGCAAAAAUAAGAUGAAUGCUUCAGCAUUACUGGAAUAUUUUAGCCCUGUCACUUUGUGGUUGGAGGAACAGAACAGGAAAACCAAUGAAACAUUGGGCUGGCCAGAUUUUGAGUGGCGUCCCCCUGUUCCAGAGGGCUACCCAGAAGGCCUUGAUAAAGUAACUGAUGAAGCAGAAGCUGAAAAAUUCUUGGCAGAGUACAACAGCACAGCUGAAGUGGUAUGGAAUGCGUACACAGAGGCUUCGUGGGCAUACAAUGUCAACAUCACAGAACACAACAAAAAGAUCAUGUUAGAAAAGAACCUGGAAAUGUCAAACCAUACCCUGCAUUAUGGCCUCCGAGCCCGAACAUUUGAUCCCACCGAUUUCAAGGACACCAGCAUAAAGCGUAUUCUGAAGAAACUGAGUGAUAUAGAACGGGCAGCCCUACCUGAAGAGGAGCUGAAGGAGUAUAACCAGCUCCUCUCAGAAAUGGAGACAAUUUACAGCGUAGCCAAAGUCUGUACCUCAGGGUCAGCGUGCAAGGCAUUGGAUCCUGAACUUACAGACAUCAUGGCUCAAUCAAGGGACUACAGUGAGCUCCUUCAUGCCUGGAAAGACUGGCGAGAUGUAUCAGGGAAAAAAAUAAGAACUCAUUACAAGAGAUAUGUGGAGCUGAGCAAUAAAGCUGCCAAACUGAAUGGUCAUACAGACAAUGGUGCUUUCUGGAGAUCACUGUAUGAAACACCAACUUUUGAAGACGAUCUGGAGAACAUCUGGCAGCAACUUCAACCACUGUACUUCAAUUUGCAUGCCUAUGUGCGUCGGGCUCUCUACAAGAAGUAUGGGGCAGAACUCAUCAAUCUCAAAGGCCCUAUCCCAGCUCAUCUGCUAGGAAACAUGUGGGCACAAUCAUGGGCAAACGUUUUUGACCUUGUCAUGCCUUUUCCCAAUGCCAUCAAAGUGGAUGCUACACCAGCCAUGAAACGCCAGGGCUGGACUCCAAAGAAAAUGUUUGAAGAGUCUGAUAAUUUCUUCAAAUCCUUGGGCCUCAUUCCGAUGCCACCUGAAUUCUGGAAUAAAUCCAUGCUGGAAAAGCCAAGUGAUGGGAGGGAAGUGGUCUGCCAUGCCUCAGCCUGGGACUUCUAUAAUCGCAAGGAUUUCAGGAUUAAGCAAUGCACUGUUGUGAAUAUGGAUGAUUUAAUAACAGCUCACCAUGAAAUGGGUCAUGUCCAAUACUUUCUACAGUACAAGGACCAGCCCAUCUCAUUCCGUGAUGGAGCCAAUCCAGGAUUCCAUGAAGCCAUCGGAGAUGUCAUGGCCUUAUCAGUAUCUACCCCAAAGCACUUGUACAGCAUCAAAUUGCUGGAUCAGAUUGAAGAUAGUACGGAGAGUGACAUCAACUACUUGAUGAGCAUUGCACUGGAUAAGAUUGCUUUCCUGCCCUUUGGCUACUUGAUGGAUCAGUGGAGAUGGAAAGUGUUUGAUGGACGCAUUCCCGAAGAUGAAUACAAUCAACAGUGGUGGAAUCUCAGGAUGAAAUACCAAGGGCUAUGCCCGCCUGUGCCAAGAUCAGAAGAAGACUUUGACCCAGGGGCAAAAUUUCAUAUCCCUGCCAAUGUCCCUUAUGUCAGGUACUUUGUCAGUUUCAUAAUCCAGUUCCAGUUCCAUCAAGCCCUUUGCAAAGCUGCUGGCCACGUAGGACCCUUGCACAAGUGUGACAUCUACCAGUCUGAGAAAGCUGGUGCUAUCCUGGGGAAUGCCUUGAAGCAGGGCUAUAGCAAGCCAUGGCCAGAAGUCAUGCAGCUUAUCACAGGGCAACCCAACAUGUCGGCUGAGGCCUUGCUGUCCUAUUUUGAACCACUGACAAAAUGGCUGAUCAACAUGAACUUGCAAAAUGGUGAAACUCUUGGCUGGCCUGAAUACACCUGGAUACCCUAUGCAGGCCAGCAAGCAAACAAGAAAGUCAGUUUCCUUGGGAUGUCACUGAGCAGCGGUCAAGCCACAGCAGGCCAGUGGAUAUUGCUUAUCAUUGGUCUUGUCCUCCUUGGUGCAACAAUAGUCCUGGGAGUCAGAUACUACCACAUGAGGAGAGGGAACCUCAAACCUAGCUUGGAAAUGGAAUUGAAAUAAGUUGUGUGUUUUUAAUCUCUCUUUUGCUGUGCCUCCACUUGAGUGUGCAAAAGGAUUAUGGGAGGCUGUGUGUGUAGUGUGUAUGCAUAUGCAUGAGUGAGUGUCUUAAUGAAUGAGUGUUUGUGUAUGGGUGUGAGAGAGGAUGUGUACAUAUUAAUAAGGUAUAAGAGUUGUGUUUCUCUGUACCUGUAAGUUUUGUGAUAAAGACUGGGAAAGAGUGUGUGCUUCUGUGUAGAUAUACACAAUACAUGUUUGUGUGCCAGAGUGCUAUAACUAAUGAGUAUGUGUUGGGGCAGGGGGCACGUGUGUGUGUGUGUGUGUGUGUGUGUGUGUGUGUGUGUGUGUGAGAACACAUCUGCGUGUGGCCUAACACGGAACACAUAAUUCAAGUGUGAACAAAACUACCCAUGUGCUCACUGAUCCAGGCUGUGUAUGCUACUGUGAGGAGCAGCCUUGUCUAAAGCAGGUCAGUGAUGCCAACAACAGCCAAGGCACAGGACUCUUUCUUCUGAUUACUACAACAAACCUUUGAUUAUGCAAGAGCCAAAGCAAAAGAAAAAAGAACAAAAGAAAAAAAAGAAAAAAGAAAGAAAAUGUGAGCCUCUUAUUUAUUGUAAAUGUCUGGAUUCUUGAAAUAAGAAAAAACAAAGAGGAAUGAAGAAUGGAACUGCAGUGAUUAAUUUUUGGUGGUGGGAAUGACAGAACUGUAUAAAUCAAUGGCAACUUGAUGGGUUUCCUAAAGUUUGAAUGUUUUCAUUUGUGGAGAUGAUGAAUUCUACAAGAUUUGAUGUAGCUCUAGCAGGGGAUAUGUUAUGCAGCAGAGGCUGUGAUCCUUCUGGUUGGAGGGAUGUUGUGUGUAUAUGUGUUGGCUUCCGGCAGUGUUUAACAGGUUAUUUGGUACAUGAAUGGCAAUUAAAAGGGAUCAUAGUCUCCACAACAUAAAUGGCUCCACCAUUUCUUACAAAAGAGGAAGUAGACAGACGAGGGUGGAUUGCACAUCAGCUAUCGCUUACAAAGAAAAUGAGGAAAGAAAAUAAUUACUUUGCCAACAGAACUGUUUGUUGUACACUGCCUUAAUUGUGGGAAACCACUCUUUAAAAUGAGUGCUUACACAGUGAUGGAUUCCACAUUAAGCUAUGACUUACUCCGAGUAGUAAAUAAGCUUCCUAAAGCCUGUUGCUAUCCCUUUGUUAGGAAGUAUGCAAGAUACUGCAAUUGCAGCUAUACUGAUUUCCUACAAUGCUUCCCUUUCCACCUUCUGCAAGACUGGAUUUUUAUUAUUAUUAUUAUUAUUAUUUGCAUUGUAUCUCCUGCUGUAUAAUGCCUGCAUGAUAGAAUGCCCUGCUAUGGAAACAAGACAAACAUUACACACAAGGAGCUAAGGUUUCAGAGAGAAGAUAAGAUUAGAACUCUUCUCUCUGCCACUGUUUGUGAUAGGAUGUUAUUACUGUUGUUAUUUUUAUUGUCAUAGGAAGUGACAUCUGACCAUGUGCGCUGUCACCUGCAGUAGGAAAUGGUGCAGCCCAAAUACAGGUUCACCUGUUACAUUUAUUCUUCAUAAGAAGUACGUAGCCAUGGAAUUGAGUGCACAAGUAAGUUCAGAAUCUUGAACUUCUCUCAUUUUAAACAAAACUGAAAACUGGCACAUUAGGGUUCUGUGAAAACGAGUACAGUGGUCUUAUAAGAUAGGUUCUUACCAACUUCCCUCUUUCUCUGAUUUUGUCACACACAUCCACACACACACUCUUGCCAGUGUGUAGGAGGUAUAGUGAGAAGCUGUGGAUUCAGACUGGGAGAAGAUCCUGUUCCCCACUAAACUCCAUAGACCCUUCUUUGCCAGGGUCAGCCGCCUUGCUGCUCAUCACAAUGUCCAUAGCAUAUAAAUAAUAAACAUCCCAAAGUGAAUAACAUAAAGGAUCAGGCAAAUGAGAUUUCAUUCUUUGGGUCCUUCUGGAAGUGGCUUGCCCUCAGAUCCAACUGCGAAAGAUUUUAUUAAACUAGGAAGAAAAUUGUUUUUACCUAGACUAAAUAUCGGAACACUCCAAGGGGGCCCAGAUCAUGAGAAAAACAUACUAAAGAAUACCUCAUCUUUGUUCUCUGUAGUUAACGAUACUGAAUGACAAGAGGAGGGAGUCCCUCCUGUUGUGGCUGGCAAAUGGGUGUUUGAUUUAAAAGAGAGGAGGAUGCCAAAGGAGUAAUGAUUGCUGGCCAUCUUAGAAAGUAUAUCUCGAGGCAUGCAGGCAAUGCCUAAUGAAAUUUAAACAGACUUCUAUUGAGAGCAAGGCUUUAUUUUUUUUGUGUAUGUGUUGUGUCUUGCUGUUCCUCAUUCUUAGAAGGAUAAUAUAUUAUGCAUAUACAACAUGCCUCCACAAAACCCAUUUUUCUUCAAUAACUACAUGUGUUAGAUGCCUCUCUAGGAGUUUCAGAUGUUUGCCACUUCUCUAAUGCAACGGAGGGGGAUCAUUAAGAUUUAGGACUGGGAUGGAUUAGCUUUUGAUGGUUACUCUGUUCAUGUGAUCAAGACUUUAUACUAUGUCCAUAGAUGGAUUUGGCUUCCUAUAUGGGUCACAUGGUAAAUACCUCUGUCAGAUUCUCAUCAGCUCAGCUAACCCUUGUGAACAGGGGUGGGCAAAGCACAAACCUCCAGUUGUUUUUAGGUUGGCUACACUGGGUCUUAGAGCUCAACAACUUGUGAAGCUCACAAACAGUUUGCUCUUGGUCUGUAUUAUACCACCCCAGAGCUUGUUUUACCAAGGAGGAAGGAGGAAGUAGCUGUCACAAGCAAC